AUGGUCGACCUGGGCGAGCUGGGAGAACCCCCUGUCAAGGUCCCUAGAGUAGUUGAUGUGAUACCACGCGAGUCGGCAUCUAAGCCUGGGGGGGUCACUGAGGAGGACGAGGAUGCUGUCAGCUUCUCAUCGGAGUGUAGUGUUGAAGAGGAUGACGAUGAUGACUCGAGAGGCGGCAAGAGCGUCGUUGAGCCAGAGGUCCCCCCGGCUAGGGCGGAGGAAUUGGAAAUGUGGGUCGACAUGUGUGAGGCAAGCAACAGGAUACCGAAGGCGUCCCUGAGGUCUAUGGAAGUGAAGAGUGCAGGGCCCUUCAGCUUUCGCCUCCUAGUCUACCCUUGUGGUACUCAAGACGCCCGCCACGGGUCGGACUACGCUCCGUCGGCAUUCGUCGAGAUUGUCCCUCCUGAGAAGCGCGGUCUUAAUUCGGAACCAGGGAGGUACUUCCCGGAUCGCUGGUGUCUGCGUUGUGUGAACUUCUGCAUCAGCAUCAUCAACUUCAAGGCUGAUAGGCAUGGCCGCAUACUCCUCCGUUGCGCUGCGCAAGCCCUGCGCUUGGGCGUGGAAUCACAGGGCAAUAGACCUGAUUAUGAUGGUCCCGUCGUACCCUACCUUGGCCUCGAGAAUCUCGGUGCCACAUGUUAUCUUAAUGGUCUUCUACAAAGCCUGUUUCUCAUACCACAAUUCCGUCGAAUCGUGUAA
Perkinsus marinus ATCC 50983 is the source of this 699-nucleotide messenger RNA. RefSeq lists its product as hypothetical. The transcript has 6 exons. The record is from RefSeq and is a predicted model, not a curated record. Gene Ontology annotation, molecular function: cysteine-type deubiquitinase activity. Gene Ontology annotation, biological process: protein deubiquitination. Bases 1 to 699 code for a protein of 232 amino acids. NCBI's taxonomy places the organism in Eukaryota, Perkinsozoa, Perkinsida, Perkinsidae.